AUGGGGUCUUCCGCUACGUCCCUCCUGUUCGUCGCCGCGCUUCUUGUCGUGCAGAGCGUGUUCGUGGGCAGCCUGUUUCUGCCGUUCGGUGGCAUCGCGUCCGCUGCGAACGGCAUCAUCGGCUUCAAGAUCUCCAUGGCCGGUUCUUUGUUGUCCAUGCUCAGCCAAGCAUUCACCGGUACGUUCAACCUCAGGGCCGGCACUGACUUCGUGGAUUCUCCGUCCGAAGAGCUCAGCGGACGGAGUGGUCUUCUCGGCCCCGACGGGAUGACUACAACCACCGAGAAGACGGAAAUUAAGGUUCCUGUGUCGGCGCUCCAAAACGUACUCAACGUGGACGAUGAGCGGAAGCGCCAGCUAGACCUGCUAUUCACCUUCCUGAAGGAGAUCGACGACCGAGGGUGCGUCUCCCGCAUGGUUUGCGAGAGCGUCGCCGACGCAAUACGCUUCGGCAAAGUGGGUAACGCGACCAAGAAUUUCUUCAGCACCAACGUUGGUGUCGACACUGGAGCCGCCUCGGUGUUUGUCGACGCCGCCAAGACUGGCCGAUCGCGAGGCAUCGCCGGAUGUGCGCAGGCCUUCCCAGAGUGCAAUGCCAACCUCCCUCACAUCCUCACGGCUGCCGGAUUGAUGUAGACCCUGAUUCCUGAG
Rhipicephalus sanguineus (brown dog tick) is the source of this 651-nucleotide messenger RNA. RefSeq lists its product as uncharacterized. Bases 1 to 636 code for a protein of 211 amino acids. The transcript is spliced from 2 exons. NCBI's taxonomy places the organism in Eukaryota, Metazoa, Arthropoda, Arachnida, Ixodida, Ixodidae. The record is from RefSeq and is a predicted model, not a curated record.